GGAUUUCUCUGUGCAAAAUCUCAACAUUGUCCCAGUCAAAUUCAUGGUUAUUAAUGGUUCUAUGUUUGCUAACAACUGAAUGCAAACUGUUCCUCCUUGGUAUCGCAAACCCACCUUUUCGGGACGUUAUGUUAACUAUUUUUUUUCUCACCCGUUGAAUUAUAAAAUUAGUGUUUUCAAUAGUCUAGUAGACAGGGCAGUGCUACUGUCAGAUGACCGUUUUCACCUGAAGAAUAUUGAUACUGUACGUAACAUUCUCAGGAACAAUUGUUACCCUGCUGUUUUUGUUAACAGGCAUAUUGCGAAGCGGUUAAAGUUAAUUCAACAUAGGUUGAAUCAUGUGAUUGAUGUCGUUCCUUGUGAAAAUAAGAUGUUAACUAUACCCUAUGUUAAGGGUUUAAGCGAGAGUUUUGGUCGGUUCUUUAAGCGUUUUAAUGUUGAUGUCAUUUUUCCUAUUCCGAAGAAAUUAGAUAGGAUUAUCAAACGAGGUAAAGAUAAAUUGACUACAAAGGAACAAACAGGUGUUGUAUAUAAAUUGAAUUGCUUAGAUUGUAAUCUUUCUUAUAUUGGACAGACUAAGACACAUGUAAUUACAAGAACUAAUGAACAUAAGACUGCUGUUAAGAAGAGGGACAGUUUGCAUUCAGUUGUUAGCAAACAUAGAACCAUUAAUAACCAUGAAUUUGACUGGGACAAUGUUGAGAUUUUGCACAGAGAACUCCAUGACAGAAAGCGGGCCGUUACGGAGAUGUUCUUUAUCAAACGAGAGAGCAAUAAUAUUAACUUACAGGCCGACACGGAUAAUUGGCCGUGUAUAUAUGACAUGUUUUUGAAGAAUGCUUGAUGUUUUGUUUUCGCUUCACUUGCUCAGUGGCUUUCGUAGUGUACUGACGUGGUAUCGUGGAGAGAUCUGUGAGUCUUUAUGCGUUGUUCCAAGUCUUUUUCUAACAGUGAGUUGACUUUGGUUUACGGUUUUUGGUUUUGCGCAUUCCUAUAAUUAUUUGAUUUGUUUAUUUGUAGAAAUCGACUUGUUUGUAUUACACUUGAAGAGGGCUGGAAACCCGGCCGAAACGUUGUGUGCUUCACAUUAAAAUUUGCCAGUUUGGUCGAACAACUAAUAUUUUUUAUUCAUUUACUUUCCUGGCGGCUUAAACUAUUUUGAAAUUAACCAUACGAUUUCUUUCAGAAAAAAAGUUGUAUAUAAAACAACGUUGAAUGCAAGAAAACUUCUUAAAAAACUUCUUAACUUACGCUGCAGAAGGUAGUCAUUGUUAAUGGCACCACUUUCCCUGCAGUGAUGCGAAAGGGUUCGCU
Ooceraea biroi (clonal raider ant) is the source of this 1314-nucleotide messenger RNA. RefSeq lists its product as uncharacterized. The record is from RefSeq and is a predicted model, not a curated record. NCBI's taxonomy places the organism in Eukaryota, Metazoa, Arthropoda, Insecta, Hymenoptera, Formicidae.